Cricetulus griseus (Chinese hamster) is the source of this 626-nucleotide messenger RNA. The record is from RefSeq and is a predicted model, not a curated record. Lineage: Eukaryota; Metazoa; Chordata; Mammalia; Rodentia; Cricetidae.
AGCAAGACCAUGUCGCUUUCAGUCCGCACCUCUGCACUGUCCAGGAGGUCAUCCUCUCAGAGUGGGGUGGCAGCAAGACCUUGGGGAGCAUCUGCUUCUAGUGUUGCAGGCAGCUAUGGAGGAAUGGCCUCCGGCCUUGGAGUUGGCUGUGGGGGGCUCCUUUCUGCUGCUUCCAUGUUUGGCUGUGGCUCUGGCUUUAGUGGUGGCUCUACAUGCUCUUUACCAGGGCUUGGCACUGCCUACGGGGGACCUCUGGGAGGUGGCUUCGGAGGACUGGGAAUAGGGGGAAACUCAGGUGGUGGUUCUCUGUGCGUCUUCUCUGACAAUGAUGGAGGGCUUCUUUCUGGUUCUGAAAAAGAAACCAUGAAAAAUCUGAACGAUAGACUAGCUUCCUAUCUGGGUAAGGUUCGCGCUCUAGAGGAGGCUAAUGCGGAACUGGAAAACAAAAUUCGAGAGUGGUACGAAACGCGACGCACUGGAGACUCCGGGCCCCAGAGUGAUUACAGUAAAUAUUACCCACUGAUUGAAGAGUUAAAGAAUAAGAUCAUUUCUGCCAGCGUUGGGAAUGCCCAGGUCAUCCUGCAGAUUGACAACGCAAGGCUGGCUGCUGAGGACUUCAGGGUGAA